UAUUCCUACCCUCGCGCGAACUCUGACCAGCCAGUCUCAAAUAGCGCGGGGCCGGAGCGUACGUUCCCGCGUUAAAAAAAACAAAACGUCAUCGCGAGGUUCUUUAUAGUGGUAGUCUGUGGUAGGUACUUUCACUUGCGCUCCUGUUGACAAUUGCAUCACAGUACAGAUAACCAGCGACCAUGUGUCCAAUAUGGCCGCUGCACCUCAUCGUGCUGUACAUCCUGGCUAUGUGCCCACUCUGGGUGCUCUGCCAGGCGGCACCGCAGCUCUCUGCCUAUUUCAUACCAGACCAGGUGACUGUACACAUGGAUGAUUACUUCAACGUCAAUGUAGCUAUCAAUGGUACUGGGAUGCAAGCCAACGAUGAACUAAUAGUAACGUCGGGCGACGAUAAGGUUGCUAUAGCCAGUUGGGAGGGCAGAGACGGCCCCUCGUACGUUCUCAGCGAGGAUCAAGCCAGUACAGGGCAGUUUGAAGGGGUGAUGCGUGUCGACGGACUGUUUUUAGGAUUCAGCGAAAUAAAAGUGGCCACGAAACGCGACACCGCUGAGUACCCCGUCGACAACUCGCUGUCGGUCACAGUACUGCGGCCAGAGCGAGUCAUAGAUCGUAUAUUCGUCAUCAGCGUGGCUCUGUUUGUGUCUCUCAUCUUCAUAAACUUCGGGUGCGCGAUGCACUGGCCCACAGUAAAGGAGGUGGUCAAAAGGCCCGUGGGGCCCGCCAUCGGGAUGUUGGGGCAGUUUCUCUUCAUGCCACUAAUGUCAUUCGGCCUCGGUUUCCUAAUAUUCCCCGGUUCGGACGACGUGUCGGCCGCCAUGCGUCUCGGCAUGUUCUUCACGGGCGUGUCUCCCGGUGGCGGCGCUUCUAACAUAUGGACCUUCGUGCUGGGAGGGAACCUUAAUCUGUCGCUCGCUAUGACUACUAUAUCUACGCUGGCUUGCUUUGGGUUGAUGCCAGCCUGGCUCUUCUCUCUAGGCCAGGUGGUGUUCAGCAACGCCAACAUCGUGGUCCCGUACGCGCGCAUCGCCUCAUUCGUGGUAGGCCUCAUCGUGCCCAUGGUCAUAGGCCUCGGCAUGCAGCGGUGGACCCCCAAACUGUCCGCUUUCAUGGUCCGGAUAUUGAAGCCGUUGUCGACUUCGCUGCUGCUCUUCAUUAUAAUAUUCGCUAUUGUGACGAAUCUGUAUAUUUUCUCGCUGUUUACUUGGCAGAUAAUAGUGGCGGGAGUCGGCCUCCCGUGGCUGGGCUACGGGUUCGGAUACGCGCUCGCGCGGCUGCUACGCCAGGAGCACCCAGACGCGCUCGCCAUCUCCAUAGAGACCGGCGUGCAGAACACAGGCAUCGCCAUAUUCCUGCUGCGGUACGCGCUGCCCCAACCGCAGGCUGAUCUCACUACGGUGGUCCCAGUAUCCGUAGCCAUCAUGACCCCGAUCCCCAUGACCUGUAUCUACAUAUACCAGAAGCUGAAGGCUUGCUAUAUCGUCCGAAACCAACAUAAAAAAAUCGUUGAACACGACGCUACCCCCAGCAGCGAGGCGCCUCAGCCAGGCAAUGGUAUCUCAACCAUUGAUGUCGAAAAAUAAGGACGUGCCGGUCUAAAGCCAGGUCUCGCACCUUUACCACAUUUUGUAAAACGAUAGACUGAACGGCUGA
Molecule: messenger RNA, 1653 nt
Organism: Cydia amplana
Lineage: Eukaryota; Metazoa; Arthropoda; Insecta; Lepidoptera; Tortricidae
Product: ileal sodium/bile acid cotransporter-like
Exons: 10
Coding region: 183-1583 (466 amino acids)
Cellular component (GO): membrane
Source: RefSeq, a predicted model, not a curated record